Phlebotomus papatasi is the source of this 10676-nucleotide messenger RNA. RefSeq names its product abhydrolase domain-containing protein 2 (gene Hydr2). The coding region runs from base 637 to 1872 and encodes 411 amino acids. Gene Ontology annotation, cellular component: sperm plasma membrane; sperm flagellum. Gene Ontology annotation, molecular function: acetylesterase activity; monoacylglycerol lipase activity. The record is from RefSeq and is a predicted model, not a curated record. Gene Ontology annotation, biological process: sperm capacitation; medium-chain fatty acid biosynthetic process; medium-chain fatty acid catabolic process. The transcript is spliced from 4 exons. NCBI's taxonomy places the organism in Eukaryota, Metazoa, Arthropoda, Insecta, Diptera, Psychodidae.
ACAUUGAAGUUGUAUAGAAGUGGGAAGCGCGAGUGAAAAUAAAAAGAGUGUGGUCAGGAAUCGUGCUGAAAAUAUCACCCAUCUCGCAAUGAAGGCACCAGUUUAGUCUUGAGUUUAGUGGAGAGUGUGAAGUGGCCGUGUCAAGUUACCCUUUCAUCAGAGAAUCCCACAAAUUCCAGUGCAUUGAAGUGGAUUUUUUGGGAAAAACAUUUUGUUUGGUGUGUUUUUUUCCUAAAUGGAGUGAGAAAGUGUUUCAGAGGCGGAGUGAGUCAUUAUUGUCAAGUAUGCAGCAUUUGCAUUGAAUUUUUCCACGGACGUCUGUAUUGGAAAAUUGCGUGACUCUCUGGUGAAGUAGCUUUUCCAAGUGUUUGGACUGUGAUUUUCCGCGAGUGUUUUGCAGUCUUGGCCAAGUUGUUCCAAUGCGACAGAAGCCAGUGAGAUUUGGUGUCUGGAAGUAGCUGGUGAGGUUGAAAUUGCCGGAAGGCUAGUGUCUGGCUACAAAUUGUCUGGAAAUAAAACUUCCUGGCGGGUUUAAGUAAACAGACAGCAGACAGUAUCGAUAAACAAUUGGGAGAGACAUCCUUCCGGAACUUGUCUCUUGUGUUUGAGCACUUGUCCUGGAAGACACAAUUCACAAUGUCUCCGGCAUUCCUUACGGCAAUCGCCGUUAUCCUCUGCAUCCUCUUUCGCCUCCUCAAUGUCAACAGCCAGCCUGUGAAGCCCCAAGUCUGGUGCGUAGAUGGAACAUUCAUGGAUACCAUCUACAAGAUUGCUCCUCUCCUUCGUGAUCCGUAUGUUCCAACGCGUCUCUGGGGCUUCAGUGGCCACGUCCAGACCAUCAUUCACAGUAUUGUGGGGCGUGUAAAGUGCCCAUGGCCAUUGGGAGAGAGAAUCUACCUUAAAUUGGCCGACAAUUCAACCCUCACGUAUGAUCUCUAUCAACCAUUGAUUGAGCAUGAGGAUGACAUAACUGUGGCCAUUUGUCCGGGAAUUGGAAAUACUUCCGAAAGUGUCUAUAUCCGGACUUUUGUCCACUAUGCCCAGUGUCAUGGGUACCGGUGUGCUGUGCUCAAUCACAUUGGUGCUCUUCAGAGUGUCCAGGUGACAUCAACGAGAAUCUUCACUUAUGGCCACACUGGAGACUUCACCGAAAUGAUCAAUAGUCUAACCAAAAGAUAUCCGUCCACAAAUAUCGUGGCUGUAGGCUUUAGUUUGGGUGGGAAUCUCGUGACCAAGUACAUGGGUGAAGCUGAUGUAUCACGGCCCAAGAAUAUCAUUGGUGGUGUCUCCAUUUGUCAAGGAUACAAUGCCGUUGAAGUUCUUUCGCAUGGCAGGGCGACAAAUUGGCUGCUCAAUUGGCAGAACUUCCGCCGCUUCUAUCUCUACGUCAUGACGGAGAAUGUGAAGCAGAUCAUCAUGAAGCACCGGCAGAUGCUACUGUCGGAUGAACUGAAGCAGCGAUGCAAGCUCAACGAACGCGACAUUGUGGCAGCAGCCACUCUCCCAGAAUUGGAUGAAGCCUACACAAGACGUGUCCAUAACUUUCAGUCCGUGACUGAGUUGUACAAAUGGAGUUCAUCCAUCAACUAUCUCCAGAACAUUGACACCCCAAUGGUCUUCUUUAAUGCCAAAGAUGAUCCCCUGGUGCCAGCGGAUCUGCUAAAGCCCAUCCGGGAAUUUGCAUCGAAAAAAUCUCACACAAUGUACGUGGAGUUGGCUCAUGGUGGCCAUUUGGGAUUCUACGAAGGAGGCCUAUUCUAUCCUAAUCCCGUCACAUGGCUCGAUCGUGCACUUGUGGCUGUGAUCGGGGGCCUCGUGUUGUCCCACAAUGAUUUUCACACCAAAAGCAAGGCAUCACUUGCAACAGCUUAAGUGAGCUUUUUUUUUAAUAUUAAUUUUUUUUUAUAAGUCAACAUAAAUUCCACGUUCCCAUCCAGACAAAUUUCCAGUGAAUUCUUUUCCUUUGUCUCUUUUUUUUAUUUUUAGUGUAAAUUAACUUAAGUACCUUUUUUACAAAUUUCUACACCAAUUUCUCCCCCUGAACAAACAAAAAAUCUGAGAUAUUUCUAAGGACAAACUUAUUUAAUCCAGAGUGUGAGUUUUUUGUUGUUUUAUACAUUUAAAGAAUCCCAAGUGAGAAGAUGAGGAAGAAACGAAAAAUCUCUCGAGUCUAGUGAAAAUAAACUGAUUUAAACAAAAAAAAUCAAAAGACAACACAUUUUAGUCUGUAAGAUAAAUUAUAAAUUAAAUUUGUGCUGCUGGUUAUGCAUUAAAAAAAAAAAAGAAGAAAAAGGUGGAACAAAUUAGUAUCGAAUGAGGAAAAUUGAGAGAUUGCUUUACAAAAAUUUUAAUCUCUUUAUUUUUCGCUUUGAGAGACAAGAAAAUAUUGCGCAAAGUGCAAAUUUAAUUUGCGCGUAAUGCUGUAUUUUAUACAAAUUCAUCGGAUUUAAUUGAUAGUUUUUGGGAGCAUAGAAUGAUAUCCCCAUAAAGUGAUUUUGAGUGAGAUUCUAAAGAGAACGCUAGGAUGAUUGGGAAAUAUUUGCUCAAUAGCGAUAUGCAACGAUGAUUCUGUGUUUGGAUUCUCAAGGUAUUUUUUUUUAAAUAGAUUUAGGUCAAUUGUUUACAUUUGCGUCCCGGAUUUAGGCAAAACUGUUUUGAUCUUUUUUUAUGAUUAAAUGAUAAUAGCUCCUAAUAUACUGAACUGAUUUUAUUUUCAAUAAAGAGAGAGUUGAAGAUCUUCAAAUGGUUGUUAAUUCUUCAGAAAUAAUGAAGUUUGUUAAGGCAACACCAGAGGCGCUACAGUCUCAAAUAUGUUAGAAAAAAUUUCACACAUUUUUUUGCACACGGGGUCUUGGGAUUAUGCACAGUUUUGGGACCGGAGAAAUCCACACGAAGUGGCUUUAUGCAUCCAGAAAAUUUGCAUAAGCUCAGGAGACUUCAUAUCAAGUGCAUUUCAAAUUUACUGCGUAAAAAGAUAUGCAUACAUUUAGGGAUAUUACAAAAAAUGAUUUGACGAAUUAGCUCCUAAUGGUAGGCAAACAUCCAUAAUUGUUUUUGCAUAAUCGCGUCAGGUGCAUAAUCCCGAAGUGCAUAAUCCCCUGGACCCCGUGUACACUGAGAGGAAUCCGAAAAAGUUAAAAUAACAUUAUGGAAAUGUUUAUUUUACCCUGCAGUAUUGAUCCGAAAUCGGUGUAAAUAUUAUGCUUUUUAGGUGUAUUAGGGGUUAAAGUUACCCUUUUUCAUGUUUUUUUUACCAUUAAAAAGGUGUAAAAUAACCUUUAAAAAAUAUUGAUAUAUUUUUACACCUAAAAAGUGUUAAAGUUAUGAGGAAAAAAGUAAAUCGCAUCCCCGUUUUUUUGUCAGUGUGAGAACACCUUUUUAAGGGUAAAAAUAACAUGAAAAAAGGUAACUUUAAUCCCUAAUACACCUAAACAGCAUAAUAUUUACACCGAUUUCGAAUCUAUACUGCAGGGUAAAAUAAAUAUUUCCGGAAUAUUAUUUUAAAUUUUUCGGAUUUCUCUCUCAGUGUUGGAUUAGGGUAAUGGCCUCUACACACUAGAGAAUUUUAUGGCUAUAUUGCAGCGAAUUUUCCACGCUGGUGUAAUGGCCUCUAUAUACUAGCCAAAUUUAUGUCCAUAUUGAAGAGUUUUUCCUACACAAGCAUGGGGAUUUUACUUCAAUAUGGACGUAAAUUUCUCUAGUUUGUACAGGCCAUAUCGGUACCAAAAUUGAAAAAAGUUUUAAUACAAAUAGAUUUUGUUGUACUGCUUUCUAAGGAAUGUGGCUUGAAACCUUGUAGAUAAUUUAUCGUCUUUUUUUCUCCAAAAUCAUUCUUAAUACAUUUUAAAAUAAAUAAAAGUAUAGACAAGGUUUGGAUAAUAUUUCGGCCACCUUAAUUCUCAUAGUUCCUUGAACUUCCAGAAGCGACAUUUUUUGUUUUUUUUCGCAUCUCUAGACAGAGUAUAUGCAAAAACUAAAAAUUCAUGAAAAUUUGAGGAACAAAAGAAGUGGCCAAAAUUUGGUACAGGUACCCUAUUUGACAGUUUGCGCUACUCAAACGUAAACAAUUUACUUAAAUACGGACAGAAAUUUUUCUAGUAUACAAAGGCCUUAACAAGAGCAGAGAAUUUUGACGAAAUGAGAGAUUUACUUCAAAAUACUUCAUUUUGACAAUAAUUUCUUACAAUUUACAGAGACCUUAUAAACCAUAAUAAUGGGUAGAUGCCUCAAAGGUACCUAUAAUAUUGUGGACUUAUAGAUAUCUACACAAUAAUGUGAGAAAUUUUAGUCAAAAUGAACCAAUUAAAUUGCUUAUCGCCACACUAGACAAUUUAUGUCCAUAUUUAGCAUCAUUGAAGAAAUUUUGACAGUUUUCCCUAAACAGGCAUAAACAAUUUGCUUCAACAUGCCAUAAUAUUCUUGAGAACUUCUUAUGGGCUAUUAUGGCCUCUAGAGAGAAAUUUAUGUCCAUAUUUGACAGUUUUUCUUACACAUAAUCGUAACCAAAGAUUGCUUCAAUAUGGACAUGUUUUCCUCUAGUAUGUAGAGGCUAUUACACAAGAGUAGGGAAUUUGUUUCAAUAUGGACAUAAAUUGCUCUAGUGUGGAAAGGCCAUUACUCAUAUGAACGUAAAUCAAGUCAAAGUGCUUCAUUUUGACGAAAAUUUCUGAACGAAAAAGACAUCCUGUUCAUUUUGAGAAAGGUAACCUCCCUCUCUUCACUUGUUCAUUCCCAUUUAUAAUGAAUUACGAUGAUAAAGUACUGAAAAUUCACAUGAAAAUCUGCUCUCUGCAAAAUCAUUUUGAUAUUCAGAACUAUACUCAUUUGAAAUUUUUUUUUUAUCCAAAUGCAAGAAAUCCACUGCAUUUUUUUUUUUGAAAUUGCAUUUAUGACAGAAUUUUGACGUUUCUACAUACAGCAGUGCAGACGUUUUCCUUCAAAAAUGAAAUUUUUGACAUAAAUGUGUAGGGGCUUUUACUUCAAAAUUCCCCAUUUUGACAAAAAAAAAUUAGAAUUUCAUGACGGAACGAAUUUCAAAUUUAUUCACAAGGUAAUUUACUCCUAUUCAGUUCCUGGACCAAUAUUCUUCUGUUUUUUAGUUUGAAAAUUUAAUAAAAUCUCAAGAGAAUAUUUGAUAAGUCGUUAUAGUAAGGUGAGGUAACUGGAUCGUUUUCCGAAGAGUGCUACUUAAACGCUUGUUUUUGGACUAAUGAAAUUAUUUUUUUACUUCUUCUAAAUCCAUAGAAUUAUUCACUGUUUCAUUCAGAAACAUAAUAUAAAAAAAAAUUAUCGAAAAUAUUAAAGAAAAUUUAUAAAAUAAUGAUAAUACUAAAAUAAGUCAGCAUGCUCUAACUGGGUCGCCUUUUCUCUAAUUCACACUUGACUAUAUGGAAUCUAACUUCUAUUUUAUUUCUUUUAGAAUAGAGCAUUUCAAAAUCACUUUUAGCUCUAGAAAUAUUAGAAAUAUCUUUGGAAUUUUCCCAUAUUAUGAGAAUUGGCCCUCUAGUGUUGAUUUUACAAACUUUACAUGUUGUGUAGAGAAAUGUACUUGUGAACACAAUCAGCUAACUCUUUGUGGUCAUUAUGAUCUGUUCAGUACAAACGCAGAUAAAAGCACUUAGACACAAAAAAAGCUAAAGUUUUGCUUAAAUUACAGACGAUGAAGCAAAAUGAUAUCCAAAUUACAAAUAUUUUCCUGAAUCACUGAACCAUAUUUAUUACGAAAAAUACAAUGAGAAUCUGAAUGCAAAAAAAGUUCAAAAUUUUUGCAAUGUAAUGAGCUUGAAAUGGUAAGAAAUUAAAAAAAAAAUAUAUCUACAAAAUAUGGAUGUUCCCUGAAAAUAAAUAUCAAAAUAAUUGAAAAAUCCAUUGGAUGUUAUCCUUGAGUGUUAAGAAGUCAUGUUACCUUCUGUUCCUGUGUGUAUCUCAAUCGGUAGAAAAUACCGUGGUCUCUCUAUCAGAAACCAAUAUCAUAAAUGGAUUUUUAAUGUUUACGUUCCACUUAAAUGUCUAUCUAAAUGGCUCUAUCAAUUUAAACUGCAAAAAAAGUCAUGAACUAUCCAUAUUAAAAGGACAAGGAAGAAAUAAUAUCAAGAAAUAAUGUGCUGUAUAGAAAUGUUUCAAUCACCAAAUGACUGAGAAUUUUAGAUGUUUUAGAGAUGAUGAAAGAAAAUAAACGAAAAAAAAAACAAAUUUUUAGAUGAGAUAUUUGGGAAAAUAAAAUUAAUUGGCGGAGAAAAUUUCACGAAUGGAGUGGUUCUUUAAAAGGCUCGUGAUGUUCUUUGCAACAAUAAAUCACAAAAUUUAACAUUUUCCAAAAAUGUUGCAAUUAAAAUAUUUUCCUAAUUUUCAAAUUUGUAUUUUUUUGAGACUUCUUUACUUUGCAGAAGGUUUUUUCUCCGAAAUUGCUGUAUUUAAUAUAAUCUUAUCAAUAGCGAUAAGUCCCGCCCAUAGAUAAUUCUAGCCACGCCCUCAAGGUGAUUUAUUUGUUUUUCAACUUUCUAUUCUUGAAAUCAGUUAAUAAAUUUAGUGGAUGUCUAUAAAAUCAAAGGUUAUGUUGAAUAUAACCUUAAGAAAUAUCAAAAAGGCCGAUUUAUUGCAAAACUAGACAAAACUCAAAAAUUAUGUUAAAGAUAGCCUUAAAAAUGAUUUAAAAAGAUCUUGAGUAUUAUCUCAAUAGUGUAGUUUUUUCCUAACAGAAAGCUACAAUUAUUUUUAAAUUAAAAUUGACAGAAAGAAAAUAAUCAUUUAAGGGAGUGGCCUAUUUUUUAAGUGAAUGAAUCUUUCGUAAAUUUCUUACGAUUUUACCAAUAAAAUUAGUAUUUUUUUAAUAAUAAAAUUCAACUAUGAAAAAACUAAAAAAAAAGUUCCUGCAAAGUAUAGAAAUGCCAUUUCUGUUAUGUAUUUUGUCAUGGUAGACACAAAAAAAACUAAAACAUUCCUAAUUUAUUUUAUAAGAUAUUUUAUACACAAACUAAUUGGAAAUAUUUUUUUUACAAAAUAUUUUGUACACUUGCAAAAAUAUUAACAAGACAAAAUGACAAUAUUUUGUAAUAAGAAAUUUUAGGGGAUAUAAAAAAAAAACUAUGCGAUUUAUUUCAACUAAUUUAUUUCAACAUUUUUACUUUUAUUCUUCACAAAAUAAUGUCAAGUAAAAUAUUUUUUAAGGAAAAAUGGAAAGGACUGAAAAAAUAGUCAAAAGGCAAAAAGUGAAAUUGAGAAAUUUUAUAAAGAAAAAGCGUUUUCGUGCCUUUUUUCAAGUGUUUUUUUUUUUGUUUUUGAGAUAUGUAGCUUUUUUAGAUGAAUGGAAAAAUGAAAAUUUGAUGAUUGAAAAUCGAAACAAAAAAUUGGAAUAAUCGAAUACGAGUUUGCAGAAUUUUAGUGGAAGACUUAUAGAAAGAUUCUUGAGAGAAUGCCACUAAAAAUCUCCAACAGAUGCAAAAGAAAGGGAUGGAAAGAAAUUUCUAUUAAGCUUAAAAUGUGUGUUUAAUGAAAAAAGGGGCUAGUAACUACUAACUUCUAAGACCGCCAACAAAUCUUUUAGAACAGUUCUAAAAUAUUAAUUAAAUGUUCUAAAACCGCCGAUUCAUGUUUAUUUAUUCAUUUGUGUUUAAAUUAAGAUUUUAUUAAUUUAUUUUAUUCCCGGCAAUAUGUUCUAAAAUUUUAGAACUCGCUGGUCACACGAAUAAUUAAUUUUGAAUUAUUAUUUAUUUAAUGUGAAUAUAAUGCAUAUUUUAUGAACAAAAAAAUACUAUAUUCAUCUGAACAAGUAGAUUAGUACAUGUUCUAAUUCUUACAUUAAAAGCUAAAGGCUUAUAAAGAAUGCGUCAGUGACAGAUCACAAUAAACGUUUGCGCUGAAUACGCAUAAAAUACUUCAUUUUCUCACAAGCAUUUUUUAGAAAUCAAUUAAAUUGCGAAAAAAUUCUAGUACGGUCGAAGAAACACUAGUUCGGCAGAAUACACUUUUAUUGGAAAUUUCGUCAAAACAUUGAUGAUUAUUUAAUGUUUUUACUUUAUGUAUUGUACUUUUUUCUAUAAGGAAAAGUUUCUAUAGUUUCUUCGACACUAAUUGAUUAAAACUGUUCAAAAUGUUGCAACACGCUUAUUUUAUUUACAAUUUAGAACAAAUUAAAAAUCUUGCAAUUUUUCACUUAUGCUUAUCGAUAAUUUUCAUACUACAUGAUCAUGUUCUAAAAAAAAUUAGAAUAUAGUUUAUCGAAUUUUUGCUUUUUGCAAUAAUUACUCGAAAUAUUUGAUUUAAAAAGUUCCUAAUAUUCUCAAUUUUUAAAUUUGUACUUGUUCUAAAUUAUUUCAGUAUACUAAAUAGGGUGAAAGAAACGUCUAUUGACACUUUAAGAACUAUUAUACAUUAUAGUAUACCCUGUACUAUUUGGGAUAUGGAAUUUGAACAUCUCUGUUUAUAGUAAAAGGUAUAUUACAGAAAAAAAACGUUAUAUUAUUUAUAUUUUACUAGAUACAUUAAAUAAUUUUCAACAUUUUGACAAAAGUGUCAAUAGGGGUUCCCUGUCGAACAGACGUUCCUCCGACCCUUAUAAUAAUAACUAAUAAUUAUGUCUGUUUUUAAGACAGUACUUUUAUUUUUAUCAAAUUCCCUGUAUUUUCUCAAUUCAUAUUCCAUUGAACAUACUUUCAAUUCAGAAAGGAACGACACGAAAAUUUAGAACAGUGAGAAAUAUUUUUUGUACUAACCUGCAUCACACUAACACCUUAUUUUAUUUGAAGUAAUAUUCAAAGUGCAUUUAUUUUUGUUAAAAAAAAAAUCAAAUAAUGGUGAUAAACUGUAAUUUGCUGUAACUUCUUUAAAUUAGUACUUGUUCUAAUUACUUUGGCAUAGUAUUUCAAAUUUAAAAAUGACGAAAAGCAUAUUUUUUAUUAACUUAAAACUCACGUACACUUUUAAAAUUGAGAGAAAACAUAUAAAACCAAUUUUUAUCAUUUGAUAUUUUUGAAAGAAUUCCAUUAGCACUUUAUUUUGUUAAAAGAAAUAGUGGUUUCAUUUUAAAGGUUAUAGUAGGUGUGAUUAUGAAAGAAUCACACCUGAAACUAACAUCAUUCACUCUUGAUCCAAAAGUUUUUUUUUAAUCAAUCAAUACCUUAUAGAAAAUGUUCUAAAUUUGGAUCACGACAAUGUGAAAAAUUUAGAACAGUGAAAAUUAAAACCAAUUUUUGAAAAAGAAUUAUUUAAUUUUAGUUUGAAAAAAAAGCGUUCCAUUUGCCCUUCAUUUUGUUAAAUGGUCGUUUCAUUGAGAAAAUGCUUUGCUUUUCUGUAAAUUAGUACUUGUUCUAAUUAUUUUAGUAUACUAAUAAAUGAUCCACUGAUCCAUUGAGGCUCCAAAUUCAGUGGCUCUUGAGUUCCCAAUUUUUCUAUUAAUACCAUGUUGGGCACUCAAUGGAUCAAGUGGUAGAGCACUCGCUCUAUGAUGCAAGUGUCCUGGGUUCGAAUCCCCUUUUGGGUCACCAGGAAUUUUUCUGGCGUUAAAGGUGUUCGGAUUGCAUCCAGUGAGCUUCACUGCACUUGAUUCCACGGGCAUGGGACUUGCAACCUCAUCCCGUACAAGAAAAAAUAAUAAUGCAUGUCUAGAAGUCCCCUUGCGGGAAGGCCUUGUUCCUUCAUGAAAUGUUGUGCCAGCAUUAUAUAUUAUUAUAAUAAAAGUAUACGACGAAAAACGUGUUAAUAAUUUACAGCAUUUAUGGUGCUAUUCCAAUGAAAAAUGAACAUGUUUUUUUUAGCACUUUACUGUUCUGAAGUUCUUCUACAUAAUAGACUUUCUCUUGUGUUGGUAUCUGACUCAAUUCUUGAGUGGUUUUAGAUCACGGUGAGAACUGAGGGAAACAGUCGAGACGGGAACCAAACCAACACAAAGAGAAAUCGAUAAUGCUGAAGCACUUGAGAACAGUAAAGUGUUGUGUGUGUACUAAAUUCAGAGCAGAACGAUAUGUAAUUUAAAACAGAGAGAAAUAAAACCAAUUUUUCAUUGCAUUAACAUUUUAUUUCAAAAAUAAUCAAUUUGUACAUUUUUGGUUGAAACAUUUUGUUCAUUUUAGUUUAUUUUAUCUCGAAGAAUGUUUAGUACAAGUGCUAAAAAAAAAGAUUAUGACUGGAUUAGAAGCACGAAGAAGCGGGACAGAAAGCAAAGUAAAAAUUUCAUAAAUGAAUUAAAAUUCCAUGAAAUAUUUUUUAGUACAUGUUUAAAAAGAUAAUUUGCAGACAAUAAAAAUAUGCGGUUGGCAGCCCCUUUGUAAUUAAUAUCGCAGAAUAUAAUCUUUGAGCAACCGGUCAGUGUUUUUACACCUCUAAAGAAUUUCUAAAUGGCACGAAAUGAAGGAAAUCCACUGAGUGUUAUUUAAUUACUCUCCUAUUACUUGUAAUAAAAACAUUUAACCGUGCAAUUAUGCAAGUUUUUUUUUUUUAUAAAUGGACAAAUUGCACACAAUUCAUUAAAGAGUAAGAGAAUUCAAUCAAGAGAUGUAGGCAAAAGGUACAUUUUGAGCAAGAAGACAUCUAUCUCUUUGCAUCUGGUUCAGGAGAUUAUAGAAGGCAUAAGGAAGCAAGGAAAAAAUCCCCCGAUAUAAAGUGUAAUUAAAUUAAUGUGGAAUUACUUAUUGUGUGUAUGUUGUAUGAAGAAAAAAAAUAAAACACUAAACGUUUUUCAA